This is a messenger RNA of Vigna umbellata (rice bean), 411 nucleotides long. RefSeq names its product basic leucine zipper 4-like. Gene Ontology annotation, biological process: positive regulation of DNA-templated transcription. Gene Ontology annotation, cellular component: nucleus. The record is from RefSeq and is a predicted model, not a curated record. Lineage: Eukaryota; Viridiplantae; Streptophyta; Magnoliopsida; Fabales; Fabaceae. Gene Ontology annotation, molecular function: transcription cis-regulatory region binding; DNA-binding transcription factor activity.
AUGUUCUUCCACGAAGAAGCCCAACCGGUUCUCGAAAUCAUGUUCACGCCGACCGAAAUAGAGGAGCUAUUCUCCCUCGUUAACGAACCGCUCAGCCCGGGGUCCGGUUCUCAGGAAUCGAACCGGGUGGUCCGGUCCACGCACGAGAGAAAGCUCCGGCGAAUGCAGUCGAACCGGGAGUCAGCCCAGCGGUCCCGGUGGAGAAAGAAGCGGCAUUUAGAGAACCUCACGAACCAAGCGAACCGGCUCAGAAUGGAAAACCGAGAACUAAAAAACCGGUUAUGCUUAACCAUGCACCAGAAUCUUCUUCUCUCCUUGGAGAAUGAACGUCUUAGAUCCGAAUCCGUGACCCUUAUGGCUACACUCUCAAAUCUUUAUCAAAUUUUAGCCACCAUGAUUUCACAACAGUAG